AUGAGUACCGUUCAGUUCAAAGGAACGCAGUCGCGGCCUCGCCGUUUGCAGGGACGAGCCAGCAGCACCAGUUUCUGUAUUGUACGCAACGAACUGGUGGACGAAGUGACCCUCGGUUCCGGCAACCAUAGCGAAGCGUACGAACUGAUCGCCCAAUUCAAGCAAUGUAAGGAGGACUGCAAAGCGCUUACCGAAGAGCGCAGCCUUACCAACCGGCCCGGUUACAAUUUUUACACGGCUUCCUCGUCUCCUAACAGAUGA
Messenger RNA from Penicillium maclennaniae, 261 nucleotides. RefSeq lists its product as uncharacterized. The transcript has 2 exons. NCBI's taxonomy places the organism in Eukaryota, Fungi, Ascomycota, Eurotiomycetes, Eurotiales, Aspergillaceae. The record is from RefSeq and is a predicted model, not a curated record. Bases 1 to 261 code for a protein of 86 amino acids.